AGGAAUGAGGGCGGAAAUAAACACGGAAGUGCUUCGAUGAAAACCACGACAGAAAGGACGACACGUAGUCUAUGUCCAGUUUCAGCCUGUUCGGAACCAAAAUGAACUUAAACUGAAUACAUUACAGCAUAUUUCAGACUGCAGUGUAUUUGGUUUUGUUAGUUUAGUCUGAAGUGUAGUUUUUCUGCUCCUAACGGUCUGAAUGGAGUCAGCUAGAGGGGUCGUUUUGGCCACAGAGCGAUAUGGCAGUGCAGGGUCCUGGAAGUAUUUUGCAAAGGAUGCAGUGAUGGAGAGGAGAAGAGAUGGGGGUGAAGGGGAAUCAAGAGGAAACUCUAUUGUUGGAGUGUUUAAAAGUGUCUUUCUGCCUCAAGGCUAUCCAGAGAGCGUCAGUGGUGAUUACCUGCAGUACCAGUUUUGGGAUACUGUGCAGGCGUUCGCCAGUUCUCUGUCAGGGACUCUGGCUACGCAGGCGUCCCUCAGAGGUGUCGGGGUUGGAAACCAAGAGGCAACAGUAGCUGCAGCCACAGUCACCUGGUUACUCAGAGAUGGAACUGGCAUGUUGGGAAGAAUCCUCUUCGCUUGGCAGAAAGGGAGUAAACUGGACUCUGAGGCCAAAAAAUGGAGGCUUUUUGCUGAUGUUCUCAACGACAUCGCCAUGUUCAUGGAAAUAUUAGCUCCAUACUUUCCUGCUUGCUUCACCCUGAUUGUCUGUACAGCAGGAAUAUUCAAGUCUCUUGUUGGAGUGGCAGGCGGUGCGACCAGAGCGGCUCUGACUGUUCAUCAGGCCCGCAGAGACAACAUGGCCGACAUCUCUGCCAAAGAUGGCAGUCAGGAGACUUUAGUGAAUCUGGCUGGACUGCUGAUCAGUUUGAUGCUCAUCCCCCUCGUCACUGAUAAUCCAAUACUGACAGUCGGCCUCUUCCUCCUCUUCACCGUCCUCCACCUCUUUGCCAACUACAAGGCUGUGCGCUCGGUUGUCAUGGAAACCUUAAAUGAGGCGCGGCUUUUGAUUGUGCUGCAGCAGUACCUGAGAGACAGACGGGUCCUGAGUCCACUGGAGGCCAAUCGGAGAGAACCAGUUUUCUUGGAGUUAAGGAAAACUGUGCCAAUCAAACUUGGAGUGAGGCUACAAGAAGUUGUACAAAGCCCAGAGGAUCUCAAUUUGGCUUUGAAGGAAAACAACAUGCCUUAUCUUUUGGGAGUACGAAAUGGCUGCGUAUGUGUUUGUUUGGGACCGGAAGCGUCAGUACAAGAUGAAAUCAGAGCCAUGAGCCAAGCUGUGUGGCUCAGCAGCAAGUUGAGCUCUCCAACUUCCAGAGACCCUCCAACACAAAGUAACUGGGAAAUGGUGCAUGAAAGUCACAAGAUGAUGGACAAGAUUUUCAAUCCAUUUCUCAAAGGUGUGGAAGCUGCAGGAUGGGACAUAAAACGAAACUUACUGGACUGGGAUGAGUGGCGGGUCGAGUGGAAAACAAAAAACAACUGAGCUGUCUGACAUCUGCAGCCAUUUUUCAUUGUUUAUCAUAGUUUCCAUGUUAAUCAAAAAGUGUUUUUUAAGUCCCUAUUGUUUGAUUGAUUCUGUGUGUAUGAUACAAGUACAGAGAAAAUCUAUAUUUGUUAAAAAUAUUUUUCACGGUAUUUACAAAAACAAAAGUUAAUGUAAUGUGUCAUACAAAUAAAAUAUAACUGACUGCC
This is a messenger RNA of Cyclopterus lumpus (lumpfish), 1695 nucleotides long. RefSeq names its product RUS family member 1 (gene rusf1). Bases 203 to 1486 code for a protein of 427 amino acids. The transcript is spliced from 14 exons. The record is from RefSeq and is a predicted model, not a curated record. Lineage: Eukaryota; Metazoa; Chordata; Actinopteri; Perciformes; Cyclopteridae.